Molecule: messenger RNA, 2466 nt
Organism: Penicillium alfredii
Lineage: Eukaryota; Fungi; Ascomycota; Eurotiomycetes; Eurotiales; Aspergillaceae
Exons: 3
Coding region: 1-2466 (821 amino acids)
Source: RefSeq, a predicted model, not a curated record
AUGCGCACGCGUUCUCAACCAAUAUCCCCCGGUGGCCUUGUGUCACUCGAAGCCGAGCCCCGCCGGAGGCGGGCAACUCGGAGUGUCUCUGCACAGCCGCAGGACACAGAGAAUGGCCAGCCGGCUGAGCCAGUGCCGGCUCAGGUGCCCAAGCCUGCCGCCAAGUCUCGCAAGCCUCGUGGCAAGAAAGCCACCCGUGGCAAGAAGACCGCGCCCGAGCCAGCAGCUGAGCCAGAGUUCGCGCCAGUGUCGUCCGCAUCACCUGCGGAAGGUGUGAAGCCAGAGGACUCACACGAGCAGGUGCCGAAUGCCGGAGACACGGCCUCCGACCCCCGGUGCGCCGAGGAAGUCCGUCCUGAGGAACCCUGGAGAAGAAUUCCCAUCCCUAGGACCGACUACCGCAGCUAUUCCAUUGAGGACUGUAAGUCGCAUUUCACUCAUUUCUUCAACGACCCCAGCCGGCGGCGUAUCUCCGAUUGGUUAGCGACACGCGCCUUGCAUCCCAAAUCCCAUCGCCCUCCGCCCUGGUAUGGGUUUCCAAAGGAACUCCGCGUGGCCUGGGAGGAGUUGUACCAGCAAAUGGUGUACGAAGGGAGAAUCAACCGUCGGCGAGCACUUCUCGCUAAGCCUCCAUCUGAGGAAGUAGACUUCGACCCCAGGCUUUGUCGUUUGCCUCCUAGAAGCCAACGUGUCGGCUUGCGAACGGCGGAAAAGCGCUCUGAUUCGGACCAUACUAGCCCAGGAAUGGUGGAACCUCCGCUGACACUUACUCCAGUCCCAAAAUCUAGGAAGCGCCCCCACGAAUCCCUUGACACGACUUCCACAAAGCGUCCGAAACGUUCGGGUCCUUCUCCUCGCUAUAACCCGCGAGCCUCUUAUGCCGAAAUCGCCAAUCGCCGCCGCGUCCAAGCCAGUGGACGUGUCGACCGAACCUUGUAUCGGCUUCCAGAACUGCUGGCGCAGAAUGAGGCGGAUGAGGUGACCAAUACCCCCAGCACUCCCCAGGCCGUUGGUACCCAAGAGAGCGUCCCUUCUGUUGCCGCUAACCCUCCUGCGACUGCGCCUCCGGUAGCUGAGACCGCUGGUUGGGGAAGAUGGUUCUACAACACCGUUUCGAGACGAUGGACUAGUUUCCGUGAGCGAUUCGGUAACCGUCCGGCCGUCAAUGCCACAGCCACUGCUGAGCCAGAGAUUCCUACCGCCACCGCUGCGGAGGAACAAGCGGAGGAAGAACUGGAUGUGGAGACUCCCUCCAACGACACACUUUUUUUCACCCCUCCGACCAGUCGACGCAUCCUUUCUCCAAAGUCUUACCACGACCGUCGUGUGCCGCGAAGAAGAAGAGCUCGCUCAAAUGCAAUCCCCCAAGAGCUUUUCGACAUUGUUUACGGACAAGUUGAUCCUGCUCUUCGUCCAAUCCGUUUGCCGGAUGGUACGCUUGUGAGACGCCCUCGACCGGAGGCUCCACCGUCAAAGAAGCGCAAGCGUCGACCGUCCCCGGAUAGAAUUCCCAACCCUGCGGGAUGCAGUUACGGCAUGGAUCUUGACUACUUUUACUUCGAUUCAGAGGACGAGAAAUGGGCCGAAGAAGAACAGGCACGACGUGAUGCGUUGGCCAAGGAGGCUGCGCAGAAUUUUGCGGACACUGCACCAGCAGAUGUCGAUCCUCCCUCGAAGGCCGAGGAGCCUGCACGCCCUGCCUCAAAGAAGGCAAAGAAGGUCCGCGUAGAGGAACCGCCCCGUCGUCAGGCUGGGCCUUCUCGCCGAUCGACCUCACCAAAUGCCCCACAGCAGCGUCCUGGGUUCAUUCCAAACCCGCAUGGCACAUUCCGAACUCCUGGGUGGUCUUCAUCUUCCGACGAGGCCACUAAUACCAGCGCCCUUUCCAAUGAUUCUCGUGCCGAGCCUGAACUUCCGAAGGAACCCUCUCCCGUGGCCAAAGCCCGGGACGAGCCUGUUGUUCCCAAGGAAUCUUCUCCGGUGACCAGAGCCCGGGACGAGCCUGUUGUUCCCAAGGAACCUUCUCCGGUGACCAGAGCCCGGGACAAUGCGGCGCAAUUCAAGCCCAAAACCCCCAGCCGUCUUCGCCAAGUUCACCGCUUCUCGAGUAGCACUGUUUUUUCGAGCUCUAUCAACACACCUUCCUUCCUUGACGCCGAAGUUGGCACCCCGUCUUACCUGUCACAUUUGGGUAAUGAUAUUGGAGGUACGCCUUCGCGCAUAUCUUCUACCGGCGAUCCGAUGUCUCUCUGCUCGGACGCCCCGACCAACGGUGCCGACUGGACGCAGCAACCAUUUCCCUCUGACGGCAAUUUCGACGAUUUUCACUGGCCAGCUCCGAGACCCCUUGCUGAAGGAUUCGGUGUCUCCCCCGCCGUGGUAGAAGCUGCAGCCAGUCUGCUGACACCAGAGAGAGCCGACGGGAUCCAUGCGACCUUCGAAGCUGCAUUCAAUGCCGAACUUUGA